This is a messenger RNA of Ilex paraguariensis (yerba mate), 2776 nucleotides long. Lineage: Eukaryota; Viridiplantae; Streptophyta; Magnoliopsida; Aquifoliales; Aquifoliaceae. The record is from the annotation of a GenBank genome assembly.
UCUGGCUCUUCGAUAUGUCAGAGCUAGCAAUUUUCUGAUGCUGCGAACUUUUUAAGUCUUGGCAGUACUUUUACGGUUACGCCUUUUUGCCCUCUCGCUCGAUCUCGCUUUUCGAAGGUGUGAAAUGAAUGGGCUUCAGACUGGUGAAGCUCGCAAUCUUGAGAAACAUUUUCCGGGAUGCUUGGGAAGAAUGGUGAACAUGUUUGAUUUGGGGGCAGGUGUGGCAGGAAACCGGAUGCUUACAGAAAAACCACAUCGUGAUGGUUCUCCGCUCUCUAGGAGCCAAUCAGAUGUGGCAAGGAUGAGUCCAACUGGGGACAAAAUAGAGGAUGAAUUGAUGGUGUCUGAAUUAAGGAGAACCUCGUCAAACAGGAAAUCAAAUGGAACACCCAUGAAGAUGCUCAUAGCCUAUGAAAUGUCAAAAGAGGUUGAGUCUAAGCCCAGUCCGCCAAAUUUGGUUGCCAAAUUGAUGGGGCUUGAUACCCUCCCAUGUCAGCCACCUAAUUCAGCUGUGCAAAGAUUCCAUUCAAGAGGCUAUUCAGAGAGUCAUUCCAGUAUACCCUUUAGCUCUUUUCAGCAAGAACAAGGUUUAUUGGACAAGGAAGUAUGGCAUGAGAAUGAGUAUCAUCAGUGUCCAGAGCCCAAUGAAUACAAAGAUGUUUAUGAGAUGUGGCAACAUUCGCAAAAAACAAGUUAUAGAAGAGAUACAUCACCACAGAAGGGAAGAUGUAAAGAAACUACAAAUGAGAAAAAGAUGGCUCUUGUUCGUCAGAAGUUCAUCGAAGCAAAACGCCUAGCCACAGAUGAAAAACUUCGUCAGUCUAAGCAAUUCCAAGAAGCAUUAGAAGUUUUAAGUUCCAACAAAGAUUUGUUCCUCAAGUUUCUACAAGAACCAAAUUCCCUAUUCUCUCAGCAUCUUUGUGAUAUGCAGUCUACUCCCCCACCUCCUGAAACGAAGCGUAUCACUGUUCUUAGACCUUCUAAAAUGCUGGAUCAUAACAAAGGGAGGAGUAAUGAAAAACAUAUAAAGAAGGCAGUCCAUGCUAGCCAGGUAAAUAGGUUGGAUAAAAGCAGUCCUGGAUUUUCCCCUCCUGCCGCAAGUUGGAAAAUUGAUGAAAAUCCUUCUCAACCAACUCGAAUAGUGGUACUAAAACCUAGCCCAGGGAAGUCUCAUGACAUUAAGGCUAUUGUUUCUCCACCUUCCUCAUCGCCAAGAAUAUUACAUGCUGAAGAAUUCUAUACGGAACCAGAAAAUGAUGAGGCACGGGAAUCAAGAGAAGUAGCAAAGGAGAUCACACGGCAGAUGUGUGAAAAUCUAAGCGGACACCAAAGGGAUGAUACCUUGCUUUCUUCUUUGUAUUCUAAUGGCUAUAAUGGUGAUGAAAGUUCAUUCCAUAAAUCAGAGAACGAGUAUGCAGCAGAGAAUCUCAGUGAUCCAGAGGUCAUGUCACCAGCUUCUGUACAUUCAUGGGAUUACAUAAAUAGGUUUGAGAGCCCUUAUUCUUCCUCCUUCAGCCGUGCAUCUUAUUCGCCUGAGUCAUCUGUUUGCAGAGAAGCAAAAAAGCGACUCUCUGAAAGAUGGGCCAUGAUGGCAUCUAAUGGGAGUUGUCUAGAACAAAGACAUGUGCGUAGAAGCUCAAGUACUCUGGGUGAGAUGCUCGCCCUUUCUGAUGCAAAAACUUUAGUAAGAUCUGAGGAAGUGGAUUGUCAUAAUAAACAAGAAUCUAGGGGUUCAACUUCAUGCUUGACUAGAGAUUUACAUAAGGAUGAAGGCAUAGAAAAUUCUCCUAGGAAUCUCCUAAGGUCGAAAUCUGUUCCAGUAUCUUCUACGGUGUAUGGUACCAGGCUUGACGUAGAAGUUUCAGAUCCUGAGGUGGGCAAAACAGGUGCUUCCAAUGAGGUGAUCAAAGCAAGAAGCACGAAAUUGUCAUUAAAGGGAAAAGUUUCAAGUUUGUUUUUUUCGAGGAAUAGAAAAUCUAAAAAAGAAAAACCGGAUGCAUCUCAAUCCAGGGACGAGUCUCAAUCUGCUGGAAUGACUCCGGGAAAAGUAGGUUGUGAUGGAUCCCAAUGUCUUAAUGACCUUGGGCUUGAAGAGUGUUCAUCACCUGGUCUGCAUGGAUCAUCCAGCAAAGAUACUUUGCCUGAUUUGGAUUGCAUGGCAUCAAAACAGGGCAUAAUUUCUCCAGAGGCUGGAAUGUCGGUAACGAAGCCUGUGGUGUUCGGAAAUUCAAAUGACACCCAAGACCAACCAAGUCCAAUCUCGGUGUUAGAUCCAUCAUUUGAAGAGGAUUACCAUGCAGCAUCAGAGUCCUUCAGCACUGUAAAGCCUGACAGACAUGGGUUAGAGCUGACUGUUCAUCCUAUCAAAUCCAACCUGAUUGACAAAUCACCACCCAUAGGAUCAAUAGCUCGGACUCUAUCAUGGGAUGAUUUUUCUGUGGACACCGCUAGUUCACAUCCAUCAAAACCCUCCGUAGCCUCUAAAGGAGGCAAGGAAGAACAUGAAUGGUUCUUCUUUGUACAAACGUUAUUGUCAGUGGUUGGCCUUGAUGGUGAGAUGGCAUUCGCCCGAAAGCCGUUGGACCCAUCAUUGAGAGACAAAUAUGUCGACCUGAAUGAGAAAGAGAUCCUUCAAGAGGCUAAGCGAAGGCAUAGGAGAUCAACCCGAAAGCUUGUGUUCGAUUGUGUCAAUGCAGCACUGGUGGAGAUGGCAGGGUAUGGGUCAGACAUAUGCCAAAGAGCAUACUAUGUAGCGGGGUCCACAGUAGGUUCCUAG